Molecule: messenger RNA, 1224 nt
Organism: Chondrus crispus (carragheen)
Lineage: Eukaryota; Rhodophyta; Florideophyceae; Gigartinales; Gigartinaceae
Product: aminomethyltransferase
Exons: 1
Coding region: 1-1224 (407 amino acids)
Biological process (GO): glycine catabolic process
Cellular component (GO): mitochondrion
Molecular function (GO): protein binding; aminomethyltransferase activity
Source: RefSeq, a predicted model, not a curated record
AUGAACUUAGCUAUCACCUCCACGCGCACUUUGCUGCGCCGCAGCGUCGGCAAAGUAUCCAAAAGGGAACUUGCUAUGGCUGCUGCCGCGGAGCCUGAACUAAAGACGACCAUUCUUCACGACAAGCAUGUCGACCUGGGUGGUAAGAUGGUUCCAUUUGCCGGGUAUGCCAUGCCUGUGCAAUACCCGGACGGAAUCAAAGACUCGCACCUUUUCGUGCGCUCCUCCGCCGGCCUGUUUGAUGUAUCUCACAUGGGACAGGUGCGCCUGCAUGGCGCUGACCGCGUUCGUUUCAUUGAGAAGCUAGUUGUCGGCGAUAUCGCUGGUCUGGACGAAGGCACUGGAGUGCUAUCAGUUCUGACAACGGAGAGCGGUGGUAUCAUCGAUGACACUAUCGUGUCAAAUUUGGGUGGCAACCUUCAUGGAAUGGUGAUUAAUGCCGGGUGUAAGGACAAGGACGUCAAGCACAUGCGCGAACACUUGGCGGAGGCCAAGCAGGCUGGGAUGGAUGUGGACCUUGAGGUGGUCGAGGACCACGAGCUCUUGGCGCUACAAGGGCCCAAAGCUAUGGAGACGAUGCAAAAGUUUAGCCCUAAUCAUGACUUUGUCAAGAUGGCGUUCAUGUCAGGUGUUAAUAUUGAUGUGAUGGGAAUUCCGUGCCAUGUGACGCGGUGCGGUUACACCGGGGAGGAUGGGUUCGAGCUGUCCGUGCCUGGGGACAGAGCGUUGGAGGUAUUCGAGGGGUUGAUUGCAGAAGACGCGGUGCGGCCAGUGGGGCUUGGAGCGCGUGACUCGUUGCGGCUUGAGGCGGGGUUGUGCUUGUACGGGAAUGACAUUGAUGACAGUACGACGCCCAUAGAGGCGGGGCUGACUUGGACGGUCGGAAAACGGCGUCGUGAGAGCGGAGGGUUCCUGGGGGCGGACGUUAUCCUGGGUCAAAUCAAGAACGGGACGUCGCGACGACGGAUGGGAUUUGUGAUGGAGAAGGGGGCGCCGGCACGUGGUGGGGAGGCGCUGAUGAACGAGGAGGGAGCGGUUGUCGGGAAAGUGACCAGCGGCGGUUUUAGUCCGUCGCUCGGGAAGGCAAUUGGGAUGGGGUACGCGGACAAGCCGUUCAACAAGAGUAAGACGAAGCUCGCGGUGCAGGUGCGAUCGAGGACGAACGCGGUCGAGGUUCGCAAGAUGCCUUUGGUUCCUGCCAGCUACUACAGCGUGCCCGAGUAG